Molecule: messenger RNA, 471 nt
Organism: Haliotis rubra (blacklip abalone)
Lineage: Eukaryota; Metazoa; Mollusca; Gastropoda; Lepetellida; Haliotidae
Exons: 4
Source: RefSeq, a predicted model, not a curated record
ACGUUGGAUUCCUUCCAUGUCCUUAUCAGCAUAUAUGGGGGAAGUUUCAGUGCAAGUGGAAAGUGUUCCCAUGUACUGGCACUUGUCCUGAUACUGGAAGGCUGGAAGAUAUCAGGCUAUCAAGCCAUUCCUUCACAGCCCUCUUCCACUAGCCUGCCUCAGCAGUGGGAUAAACCAAUGGGACCAGAGAUUGAAUCUGAAGCAGUGUCACAGAUAAUUAUUGCCAGGCCUGGAAAUCUUAAUAGGAAAAGGAGACCUGUGAUGGCCACAUUCGAUGACAACAGGAAAGUUCAAAUACAGGAGUCUGACAAUUUUGAAUUUCACAUCAGAAACAUGUCUUCCUUAUCAGUGGAACAGUCGGCACUGUACCACACACUUUGUUCUGGUGGAUUUGUAGAACAUAAAACUAAACGACCAUUCCCUGCCAUGGUACUAGAUCAGGCUCAUGAAGAAAUCAAUGCUCUUGUGUAA